Prunus dulcis (almond) is the source of this 1404-nucleotide messenger RNA. Its product is annotated as receptor-like protein EIX1. NCBI's taxonomy places the organism in Eukaryota, Viridiplantae, Streptophyta, Magnoliopsida, Rosales, Rosaceae. The transcript has 2 exons. Gene Ontology annotation, molecular function: protein binding. Bases 1 to 1404 code for a protein of 467 amino acids. The record is from RefSeq and is a predicted model, not a curated record.
AUGAGAGAAGAGAGAAGGGAGAGAAACAAGCUCAGAAUCGAUGAGCUCAAUAAAGCAAAAUCAAAAGAGGAAGAUGCUUUGAGAAAUCAUAAUGUGGGAUGCAUAGAUAUAGAGAGGAAAGCCCUUCUCAAGCUCAAACAAGGCCUCACAAAUCCUUCCAACCGGCUUUCAUCUCAGGUGGGAGAAGAUUGCUGCAAAUGGAGUGGUGUAGGCUGCAACAACAUAACUGGACGUAUCAACAGGCUCGAUCUUCCCAAUCGCUCUUCAGAUGGGUUGGAUUAUUCCGGAGCAAUAGUGUCUGCAUUUGGAUUUGGUGGUGAGAUCAACCCUUCUUUGCUUGUUUUGAAAUAUUUGAUUUACUUGGAUUUGAGCAUGAAUAACUUUGGAGGUGUCCAACUUCCAAGUUUCAUUGGAUCGCUAGAGAAACUGAAAUACCUCGAUCUCUCUAGUGCUUCUUUUGGUGGAAUCAUUCCCCCCAAUCUUGGAAACCUCUCAGGGUUGCUUUAUCUUGAUCUUAGUAAUAACAUUGUUGAACCAAUUGGGAAUGACCUUCGUUGGCUUGCAACUCUUUCUUCCUUAAAGUACCUUAUCUUGGAAGGAGUGAACCCUGCUAAGACUACAUCUUAUUGGUUUCCCACUAUUAAUAUGCUCCCUUCACUUGUUGAAUUGCAUUUGCCCUUUUGUGGACCUUCCAUCCUUCCUCUCACUCUUCCAUCUAUCAAUUUCACAUCCCUUUUGGUUCUUGAUCUCUCCAGCAACUAUUUCAACUCCACGAUACCUCCUUGGUUGUUCAAUCUAACUGAGCUAGAGAUGUUGGAUUUGACGGAUAACAGUCUGACAGGAGAACUGCCUGAUUCUUUGGGAUAUCUUAAAAGCUUGAGAUACCUCCACUUGUCGGAUAACUCAUUUCAGGGUUCAAUCCCAAAAUCGAUUGGAAACUUGACAUCUUUGGAGGAGUUUUACCUUGGAUGGAAUCAAAUAAGUGGGAUCAUCCCAGAAAGUCUUUGGGAUCUCUCAUCGCUGGUUUCACUUGAUAUUUAUGGCAACACAUGGGAAGGUGCCAUUACAGAAGCUCAUUUUACGAAACUUAGAGGCCUGAGAAAAGUAUCAAUUGGAAAUAAUUCCCCAAACAUUUCCUUGGUUUUCAACAUAAGCUUUGAUUGGAUACCUCCUUUCAAAUUAAGAUUCUUGUACAUUAGGUCAUGCCAACUGGGUCCCAAAUUUCCUACAUGGCUCAUAAAUCAGACUAAGUUGACCAAGAUGGUACUCCGUAACGCUGGGAUUUCAGACACCAUACCAGAUUGGUUUUGGCAGUUGGAUUUGCAAUUAGAUAAUCUAGAUGUCGCUAAUAAUCAAUUAAGCGGUGCCCAAUUCAUUAAGAUUCAGCUAUUCUUCCAUUGUUGA